CUGCGCUCGGCCGGGCUGCUGGGCGGCUGCGCGCUGGCCUUCGGCGCGCUGCGCUGGGCGCUCGGCUUCCUCCCGGUGCCCGCCUACGUGCGCCGCGACCCCGUCCGCACCUGGCGCUGGAGGAACCUGCUCGUCUCCUUCGUGCACUCCGUCGUGGCCGGCGCCUGGGCUGUGGUCGGGGUGUGGAUCAUGCCUGAGAUGUUUGCGGAUCUCGUCCACACAACCCCGUCCUCUGGGCACCUACUGCUGUGCUUUUCGGGAGGCUACUUCAUCCACGACAGCCUGGACAUCAUCCUGUCCCACCAGUCCCGGGCCUCCUGGGAGUACCUCGUGCACCAUAUCAUGGCCGUGUCGGGCUUGUGCUCCGGCAUCUUCAGGAACCGCUUCGUCGCGGCCGGCCUGGUGCUGCUGCUCGUGGAGGUGAGCAACAUCUUCCUGACCGUCCGGAUGCUGCUCCGGCUGGGCAACCUGCCCUUCCACACGUUGUACAGGAUCAACAAGUACCUGAACGUGACCUUCUACUUCGUCUUCCGCGUGGCCCCGCAGGCCUACCUGACCUGGUACUUCUUCCGUUUCGUGGAGAUGGAGGGCCAGGGCGCCUACCUCAUGGUCCACCUGGUCCUGCUGGACGCCAUGAUCAUGAGCUACUGUCUGCGGCUGCUGCGCUCCGACUUCUGCGUCAAUUCGCAGAGGCGGGACCCCGGCGAGGAGAAGUUCCUCAUGGACUGAGCGCCGCCCAGCGCGCCUGGCCACGGGGCCACGGAGGCGGGAAGAGGGCCCUCGCACCGUGGACGGGCCGCCGAGGUCCGGUUCCACGGCCUCGUUUGCCGAGGAUUCCACCUCCGGUGCCUUCCUCCGUCGGGCGGCCCUGCCAUGGGGCAGCUGCCUUAGUGAGGGCCGGUGCCUUGCGCGGCCCCUCAUCCCGAGCGCGAGAGCCCAGCUGCUGGAGCUGGCCUGAGC
Varanus komodoensis (Komodo dragon) is the source of this 960-nucleotide messenger RNA. RefSeq names its product TLC domain containing 1 (gene TLCD1). The annotation marks the transcript as partial. The record is from RefSeq and is a predicted model, not a curated record. Gene Ontology annotation, cellular component: plasma membrane. The transcript is spliced from 4 exons. Lineage: Eukaryota; Metazoa; Chordata; Lepidosauria; Squamata; Varanidae. Gene Ontology annotation, biological process: phospholipid homeostasis; plasma membrane organization; membrane assembly.